This is a messenger RNA of Aspergillus glaucus CBS 516.65, 1881 nucleotides long. Its product is annotated as putative choline transporter Hnm1. Gene Ontology annotation, molecular function: transmembrane transporter activity. Bases 236 to 1831 code for a protein of 531 amino acids. Gene Ontology annotation, cellular component: membrane. NCBI's taxonomy places the organism in Eukaryota, Fungi, Ascomycota, Eurotiomycetes, Eurotiales, Aspergillaceae. Gene Ontology annotation, biological process: transmembrane transport. The transcript has 13 exons. The record is from RefSeq and is a predicted model, not a curated record.
CAGACGUAUCUGCCCCGGAAAAGAUAACCAAUCAGUCUGACUCUACAUCUCGGUCUGUUUUAUCACACAUGCUUUCCGGUUCAGCCCCUCCCGGAUAAUAUCUGGAACAUUUCCGAUGCGAGGGAUGGCUUCAUCAGAUAAGGGUGGUAUGGGUGAUAAGGGUUCAUAUAAGCCAUCUUGUCCCAUCAAGUAGUAACCCACUAAGAAGUACGGAAUACUUAUUUUUAUCUAGAAGAUGGGAACCAAAAGUCCGGCUCAAGAUGCCAUUUCGUUGGCGAACGAUGAAACAGGCAACAAGGGACUUCAGAAUGCAGAUGAACUACGGUUAGCACAGAUGGGGCACAAGCAGGAGCUAAAGCGUCACUUUUCGGUAUGGAGCUUGAUUGGACUGGCUGCCAACUGUACAAUUUCCUGGACCGGCCUUGGACUCGGUCUUAUUACUGCGAUUGAUGCUGGUGGUCCUGGUGCACUCAUCUACGGGUUUAUUCUUGUCUUCGUUCUCCAAGCCUUUCUUGCAACAUCGCUGGCCGAAUUCGUAUCUGCGUAUCCUGUCGAGGGCGGAAUGUACCACUGGAUUGCAGCUAUCGCUCCAAAACGCUAUAAUAGCGUCUUGAGUUUCGCAACUGGUUGGAGUACGGUAUUUGGAUGGAUAUUUACAACUGCAUCUACAAACUUGAUAUACGCAACGAACUUCAUGGCUCUCAUAGCAUUGUACAAAACAGACCUAAUCAUACAGCCAUGGAUGACCUUCAUCGCGUAUCAAGGGUUGAAUAUCCUCACGUCAAACAUUGUCAUGUUCGGAAAUCGAUUCAUUCCCAUGAUCAAUAAGUUCUCUUUAUGCUACCUGCAGCUGGCAUGGUUUGUUAUCAUGAUCACUGUUGCAGCUUCGGCUCCAACCCAUAACGACACCAAGUUCGUUUUCAAAACUUGGAUCAAUAACACAGGCUGGGAGAACAACGUGGUUUGUUUCAUAACGGGCCUAGUGAAUCCAUUAUACUCCCUAGGAGGCCUGGAUGGAAUUACGCAUGUCACCGAGGAAAUACCAAACCCCGGAAGAAAUGCGCCAAUUGCACUUGCCUCCUCAAUCACCAUAGCAUUUAUAACUGGCCUCUCCUACCUCCUCAGUCUCAUGUUCUCCGUGCAGGAUUACAAAAGCCUCGCAGACUCUCCAACCGGCCUUCCAUUAGCGGAGAUCUUUCGCCAGGCGACCCAAAGCCGCGGUGGGACAUUUGCCUUGGUUUUCCUGCUUUGGGUUGCGUUAGGACCUUGUAUGAUUGGAUCGCAGCUCAGUACCGGGAGAGUAUUCUGGGCUUUUUCUCGAGAUGGAGGGCUUCCGUUUUCGAAAAUCUGGGCCAAAGUAAACCCCAAAUUUGGGUCUCCAUUCAACGCCCAAUUAGCAGUGACCAUCAUUAUGGCUUUAUUGGGCUGCAUCUACCUCGGAUCCAGCACAGCUUUUAACGCCAUGAUGAGUUCCGCAGUAACAAUAAACAACAUCGCCUACCUUAUUCCAAUCCUAACGAACGUCCUCCGUCGUCGAAAGACGAUGCAUAGGGGACCGUUUGCUCUUCCGUACAUCGUCGGGAUGAUGGUGAAUAUCGUUACUGUUGCCUGGCUGGUCUUUGCGAUUGUUUUCUUCUCGUUUCCGUAUUAUAUGCCUGUUACUGCGUCGAAUAUGAACUAUACCUGUGCUUGCGUUGGGGGAUUCUUGAUGAUUGAGGUUAUGUGGUGGGUGGUGGCUGGGAAGGAGUAUUCGAGGAGUAUGCAGAAGGCGAGAGAGGGUCAGAAUCGGGAUGCUGAUGUGGCUACAAUGACCGGAAAGGGUGGGGAGUAAACAUAAUAGAGUCUGCCAUGCGAGAAUUCAAAUUGAUGUCUGUAUUUUGC